This is a messenger RNA of Dermochelys coriacea (leatherback sea turtle), 4174 nucleotides long. RefSeq names its product CD28 molecule (gene CD28). Gene Ontology annotation, biological process: T cell costimulation; T cell activation; immune response. The record is from RefSeq and is a predicted model, not a curated record. Lineage: Eukaryota; Metazoa; Chordata; Testudines; Dermochelyidae. Gene Ontology annotation, cellular component: external side of plasma membrane; membrane.
AGUCAGUAUGUAGAUCAAGUGCUCUGGAGGGGGAAAGGAGAGGAGAGAGAGAAUGUGUGAGUGACUGAACAGUCUAGCCCCACCAGGUUGGCUUGUGGUUCAUUCUUCAGAUUUCUUUGUGGGGGUGGCAUCUAAAUUUGCAGCCCACCAUUAUCAUCAUGAUAGUCUGGAUACUCGCUGCUCUCAGCUUCAUUCAAGUUGCUGAAGUAACAGAAAACAAGAUUUUGGUGGAACAGCCGCCUCGAAUCAUGGCAUUUAAUAAAAAUGCUACCUUGGCUUGCAAAUAUGCCUAUAAUGGAACUGGGAACGAAUUCAGAGCAUCCCUGAAUAAAGGAACAGACAGAGCGGUUGAAGUCUGCUCUGUUUCCUGGAAUGGUUCCUUCCACAACCAUCAUUCAAAUAAAGAAUUCAACUGCCUUGUGGCAGUUGAUAGCCCUACAAAGCAAGUGAAUUUCAGUCUUUGGAAGCUGAAUACCGACCAAACAGAUAUUUACUUCUGCAAAAUUGAGGUCAUGUUUCCGCCUCCUUACAUCUACAAUGACAAGAGCAAUGGGACUGUCAUUCAUGUGACAGAGAUGCCUUCCCAAACACCAGAAAUUAAAUCUGCAACGCCUUUUUGGGCUCUGGUGGUGACUCUUGGAUUUCUGGUUUUCUACAGUGUGCUAAUAACUGCAGCGUUUGUUAUCUCCUGGUGGAAAAACAAGAGGAACAGAAUUCUGACGAGUGACUACAUGAACAUGACGCCACGCCAUCCUCUUGGCCCAAAGAACAAGCAUUACCAACCCUACGCACCAACUCGGAUACACACUGAAUACCGAUCUUGGGAACCAUGACUAUCUGCUUACCAAGCUGCUAAUACCCUUGGUGUGCUUUUACUCUGCUGUGUGCACUUGGACGUGAAAGGACAGCCUGCCAUUAGUUUGUCAUAUCUGUUAUAUUUGAUGACAUCUCUACAUCAUAGCAAGUACCGGUCAAACUUUAAUUGAUGCUGUGUAAAAGUAGGUUGUUUUCUCUGAUGGCUGAAAACUAGCUACAAUUCAUGUUCACGCUUGAUGGUGGGUAAGGGGGAAAGAUAACACUGGAUCCAGUACAGGGUAUAUUGUUCACUGUUGCAACUACUGAUCUUUCCCAAUCACUUUUGCCUUAUAUUGAACGUUAAUUUCUACUUAGAAGUAUGUUUAACUUGAAGAAUUAUAAAUCUCUUAAUUACAGCCCUAGUUGGUUACCAUUAAAUAUGAUACCAAGCAAACUGUUGAUGCAAAAAUUGGUCCCCUCUCACUUCAAAGAGGAGAACCCAGUUUCAAGUUCCAAACAUAUGCUUAAAAGAAUAGGGGAGGGUUUCAGCUGUAGGGAAAAGUCAGCUGUGAGCCAUGUGGACCAUUAGAUUAUUCCACAGAUGGGCUGUAAUGACAGAUCCAGCACACUUGAAAUCCACUAUACAUUAAAUGUGUGAUUCUUAAGUUCUUAAAUUGGUAACUGUGUAAGGGGAGAGGACCCUCCCAUGAAACAAUUUCAUACAGUGAGAAAGCAAUCAACCUGCAAGGCAGGUUUGGAACAACAGAGGAUGAAGAAAGAUCUGCAGUCAUCAUGAAGAGAACCCUUUUGCACUAUGUUGGCCUACAACAAGGAAACACCAGGACUUGGCCAAAGUCAUAGGAGAAGCAGGUGAGAAAAUCCUCAUUAGAGCUUACUGAGGGCUGAUUUUCAAAAGCGGGCCAGAUUUUUGAGUGCUCAGCACACACAGUCGGGGGCCGAUUUUUAGCAGAGCUGAGAACCCAGUGUGCACACAACAUCUCCUGAAAAUCUGUCCAUGUAGUCUGGUGCCUAAAUAGCAGCUGAGCUUUUUUUAAAAUCUGGCCACAAUGCUGAGUGAUCAGAUCAUUUGAAAAUUUGCUCCUAAACACCCUAUCAACUCCCUCAACUUGCAUUGCUAUCAAGAGGAACUGAAAGCUCAGCACUUUGCAGGACUGUUCAGUACCUUGAAGGAUUAGGCUGUAACUGGGGCUUACUGUUCUUAUAUAGACUUUUCUCUAGGCAUGUUCCAUGGAGGAGUAAAACAAGGGCUAGAAUAAAACUCGUUCAGUGAUUUUCAUGUGGCAUGUUGCUUUUAAUGAUGACUCCAAAACUGCAGUAGGGUCAGCUCAACACAAAAGCUACUCCCAAGCUUAGAAGAAGAGGUUCCUUUACGGUUCUCUCCAUUCCUUCUAGAGCUGAGCAAAAGACAGAAUUUCUGUCUGUGUGAAAAUUCUGAUAAUUCUACAUUUGUUUUCGUCUUAAACCAGAACAAAAAGAUCCCUGGUUUCGAUCUUCCACAAAGCUUAUGGGCAACCCUAAACCACCACCGCACAAACCAUGGCAGAUGCGGAAACUUGAUACACUAAUGGAACAUGAAAAACUCUCCAGUAUGCGACUGAGGUCACCCAGAACAGUCCAUGGAAUGUAAAACAACUCAAUGCCUGAUUCACAAAUACAGAGGAGGCAUCACAGCGAUAUACUCCACCACUCUUGAUGCAAUUACCAGACAACCACCUAAAUGUAAAAUUAUAGUUGUUGCUCUAUAGCUACACAUCAGCCAUAUGAAGAAAAAGAAGGACAAAAAUUUGAAAUACCAAUUUUUUUCACAGAACAGAAAUUCCGAAAAAUUUUGAUUCAGAAAUGGUGAAACAGUCCAAGUCAACAUUUUCAAUAGAAAUGCAAUGUUUUGACAUUCCUGACUCAAAAUGUUUCAUUUAAUUUUGUUGAUCUGACUGGAAAUGCAUAGUUUUAGUCAGUUCAACAUUAAACUGCGUUUUCUUACAGAGCCACAUUGCCUCAUGGGAAUUCAGUUCAGGAGUUUGAUGUCCUUGUUCUCAACUAUGGACCAGGCUCCUUGGCUGGACUACAUUUCCCAUGAUACAACUGCAGUAAUAUGAGUCCCAUGACAGACUACUCAGCUUGGUCAGAGAGGAGACAGUGUUGCAUCAUGGGAAAUAUAGUCAGGCCAGGGAGUCCAAUCCAUUGGGGGGGUGGGGCGGAGCGGAGGCUGGAGGCAAACUCCGAGUCCCAUGAGCCAAUGCAGCAAAAUAGGGAAAUGCAGGUUAAUGUAGAACUGACUCAGAAUGAAACAUUUCUGGUCAGUUUAAUAAAUGGAAAUAUUCCAAGUGAGGUUGAACCAACCCUGAGCUCAAUAUUUUGAUUUGGGUUCCAAAGGGAAGGGAAAAAAUCAGAAAUUCAGGAAAACUGAAAUUUUCCUACGAAAAUAUUUUUGCAGAAAUUGCAUUUCCUGUCAGAAAAUCAUUCUGACAGAAGAUUCCUGAUCAGACUUAAUUCAUCCUGUCUAAUUGAAAACUGUACAGGGUUAAGUGCUUGAAUAUGCCCCAGGGAAUAAUCUUGUGUUAAUAAGGGAGUGCAUAGGAAGACCUAACGGGGCUUUUCCUUCUUCCCUUUCUGGGCUGGAUUGUAUCCCUGGCAGGAAGCAGGCGCAAGGCAGGAACUGUGCUGAGAUGCUGAGAGUCACAGUCUGGGCCCUGCUUCUUCCUUGUGCCAUGGGAGAAGUGAGCGGUGCUGCUCCUUUUGCUGCCAGAGCCUACUUUGUCUCUCUGACCUAGCUCCAGUGCACUGGCUGGUGCUUUGGGAGGGGUGGAGCCAAAGUGCUGCCCACCCCCUGCCUUCACAGCCUGUCCACUCCCUACAUGGAUGUGGGGGAUGGCAGGCCAGUGGCAGCUACUUGCCCCACUGUGUAGGGCCUAGCAAUUUGGGUGAUUCCUUACUCCCCUGCAGCAGAACUCAUACGUGAGUCCUCCAUGGUAAUUUUAUGGAUAUUAUCAUAUAAUCACUGACUGCGUCAUCUUACUGGGCUUCUGAGCCACAAAUCACUGCCAAGGAUUUCAUCCUGUAAUUUAACAGAGUCCUGUAAUUAGAAUAUACUGUGAAAAUAAUGUCUUAUCCUCUGGCACAAGUAUAGCACAAAUAUGUAUAGAAAGCAAAAAUACACAGGGGCAAAAAUUUCUGGUUUAAAAUUGCAUAUGCAUUUCCAGACGUGAGAAGUGUGUAUAUUUCAUUGUGUCCCCAUGCCUUAGAGUUUUUACUGUACUUUUAUAAUUUUCUUUUAAAACUGUUAAGAGAUGCUGUAAAGUAAAUUUUGAAUACGUUGUAAGGCCUGACAGUAAAAGACAAGUGUUACUUUUUAAUGCAA